Molecule: messenger RNA, 3698 nt
Organism: Cuscuta campestris
Lineage: Eukaryota; Viridiplantae; Streptophyta; Magnoliopsida; Solanales; Convolvulaceae
Source: the annotation of a GenBank genome assembly
AUUCUAAAAUCAUUUCCGCAGCAUUCUCUUUCUUGAGAUUGCAUCUCCUUCGUUCUUUCUCUCUCUGUCAUACUCCGUAUAUAAUUGUUCUUGAUUAUUAAACAUAUAUUUGGUUGUUUCCCUAUAAGCCGAUUCUUUUGGUCGAUGCAUAAAUGGAUUUAUGUGAUAUUGAUAUUUUUAGCCAAUAUUUUUGGGAUCGUUUGGUGUUUUCUUUUGAUUUAAUAGCUUUUUUCAUUAAGAUUUGUCAUAAUGAAAAAGAUCUUUAGAUUCUGGAUUUUUUUCAUAAGCCGAUUUCUUUUCGCGAAGUAUAUAUUCUGGAUAUAUACGUAAAUCGGUAGAUAUAUAUAUAUAUAUAUAUAUAAGUAUACAUACAUAUAUUUAAAUAUCUUAAUCCGAUCGUCACCACCGUAAUCACUUGCGCCCUUCUCCGCCGCAUAUCUCUGAUUGAAGACUAACGUCAAUGUCCAAUGGUUAGUUUUAAGUGUAUUAUUUAAUUUUUUAAUCUUCUGUUUUGUUCUCAGCCUUUAAGAUAAUUUUCUAUUUUUUUCAUCAUAUUUUUUUAUUAAGUAUACAUUAAUCUUUAGAUCCAUGGAUAUUGCCACAUAUGAUGCAUGUCUCCCUUAAGAGUAAGAUUGCUAGAUCUAUUCGCAUUUCUUGAUUAUAUAUAUCUAUAUAUAUAUAUAAUCCCUAUUUAAAAAUCUAUGCCUAUAUGAAUGAUAUCCAUUAAUUUACUAUAUAUAUAAUUUUCGAAAUUAUAUUUAAAUGUAUAGUAAAAAAUAUUUCAAAAUUAAUUAGGAAAAGAACUAUGAUGAACUAUUUCACCUAUGUUGAAAGAAAUAGAAAAUUGGUUCAGUGAUUUAUAGGUUUUUUAUGCUUGAGGCACGAGAAAAAUGUCAAGUAUCUUGGCAUGGCGCAACGGAAUUUAUUUCUGUUGUUGAGCCAUGUCGAUUUUUUCCUAGAUUGCCUCAAUAUUAAAAACCGGGUAUCAAAUCUGAGCUAUUGUAUAUUUUUUUUUUGUAUAUACGUGCUAAGUAUUACAUAGCAUAUAUAUAUAUAUAUAGUAUAUAUGUAUUAAACUAUAUAUAUAUAUAUAUAUAUCAUAGUUAUAGAUAUGUAUAAAUUUUUAAUAUACUACUGUAUAAUCAUGAAUUGUAAACUUGUUUGUGUAUGUAAAUAUAAGGCUGUGAUGAUAUGGAAAGACUGAGAAAAUUAGUUUUGCGAUUCUUAGGCUUUUAAUGUUUGAGGCAAUAGAGAAAUGGCAAUUAACUUGGCGUGGCAUAACAGAAUUAAUAUCCGUUGUUGCAGCCAUGGUGAUUUCGUUUCUUUAUCUUCCUCAAAUUUAUAGCCAUUUUAAAUUCUGAGCCUCUAUUCUAUAUUAUAUAUUUAUGUAUGUGUGUGUAUUUGUAGACUGUAAAAGAAUCUCAAAAGUCCCCUCCCCUCCCAUCCCCUUCCCCCACACCGAGAAGCAAAUGGUCGACUUUGGAAGGCUUGGGCUACAUGAACUCCGAUGGGAGUGUGGUAACUGAAAUCUAGAGGUAGAUAUUUAGUAGUGUAAAGGGGAAAUUUUGAUGCAUUGAGUGGAGGAAUUCUGAUGUAUUUAUAAGCCGAAGCUCUGUCCUGUAUAUUAGGGCUUAUUUAUCAUGGCCGAUUUUGGGCCUGGCUGAAUUUGGGCCUUUUAAUUCCCCAUUUUCCUUUUUACUCUGUAGCCCUAAAUUGCCUUGUACUGUACACUACUUUUUCUUUAUAGUAAUAUGUGAAAUUUCAUCUAAAGAUUUGCAAAUCUGUUGUGCCGGAUUACAUUCAUUCACAUCGCUAUAUAUAGUAGUUGCCAAUCUUUCUAUAUACAAAGCUAAGAGACAAAAAUGAACAGUAAUUUUUCCCGCUUAAAGCUACAGUAAAAAAUAGUGAUCGAUACAAGGGAGAGCGUACUGGAGAAGGUAGCGUACUGGAGAAGCUACAGUAAAAAAUAGUGAUCGAUACAAGGGAGAGCGUACUGGAGAAGCUAGCGUAAUGGAGAAGCUAAGCCAUUGUUUUGACUAGGGUUUUCUGAUAUUUUCUUCUUCGCUCCUCCUUAUUCUCUCUCUCUGGCUCACUACGUCUGGGUUUAGGGUUUCGAUCGUGACGACAUCUGCAGUGAUUGGAUCUUAGGAGGAAGGCGGUUCAUCGUCACCAUCUCCCCGUUAAGCCAGUACAUAGAUCCGCGACAAUCACUCCAGGAGAAGAUUUAGUUAGCUGCUUUGGAAGAUUUCAAUAAUUGAAAUUAAUUUUUUGAGUAAUUCUCCUGUAGAAGAAUCUCUGCCACUUCCAAGGAACUUCUCCUCAAUUCAACACAAGAGGGCAGUGAAGAAGAUGAAGUCCUAGACCUCAAUGAAGAACCUCAGGUGCGCUUCUGUUAUUUCUUUGCUUUAAUGCCAAAUCCUAAUGCUUCUGGAAAAUUUUUACUGCCUCAAUCCAGGAAUUAAGGAGGCUCAACCCAAUUAUUAGUUUGUUUCAAAUCCAUGAAGUUUCUGAGUGACCAAAGAAAUAAAAAUGCAGAGCUAAGGAGAUGAUCAAGUUAAUGGAAAAUUGGAUGGUUGAAAAUCAAUGGGAACAUGUCAAGACGAUACACUCAUGCACAUGGAGGUGAUUUUUUAUCCACCCACACUGCUUUAUUGGGCUAGAUUUUGAGGGGAACUUUCAACCGCAGCUUGCAUCACGCUUGGACUAGAAUUGAGAGAAUCUGGACGUAGUACUCCAAUACCUGGGCCUCCGACUAAGGAUCCGGGAGCCGUGUUGAGAUAUGCAUUACCUAUUGACAACAAAGCUAUAAGAGAAGUUCAAAGGCCCAUUGAAGAAAUCACUGAGUCUCAAGCUGCCCGGUCUCAAGUCCCUUGGUUCUGCUGAGAGAAAUGCUAUGCAGUCAUCCCAGGUUCUCAAACAAGGGAAGACUUCGAAUAUUUCAGCAUUGGCGAUGUCAAAUGUUGAACAUGGAACUGAAAUGCUUAGCAAACUUGAAGUUGGUUUGGACGAGCUUCAAAAAAUCAUCGUUGAGGAUAAGAACUGGGAUGCUUUUGCUUCCAAACAGAAGGAAUUGCUUAACCAUGUUGGAAAGUAAGUGCCUAUAGAAAAGAGGUUAAUUCAUCAUCUCAUGUUUAUUGGAGCAACCGACAUUAUUAGAAACUCCCAUGUAGUCUUAUUUUAUGACCUUGAGGCUCUAAUGAACCUUAGGGUUCAAGUUGGAUUGAGGGUUUCGGAAGGUCUUGGAGGGGGGACUCGGGAAGGUUUGAAGGGGUUAGAGAAUGUCUUGAUGUAAAUACUAAGGAAAGUUGUUUUAAUGGUUAAGCUAUGUGUGGAACUUAAAUAAUGGUUAAGAAAUAUAAAUACAGAGGAAAAUGGUUUUUAAUGCUUGGUUUUACCUUAGUCCUUGGAAAAUAUGAAUUGCUGCUGAUUUUUUUGUUGCUGCUGAAUUUUUUGGCUUAGUGGUUAGAGUUGCUGCUGAUUUUUCUGGCUUAAUGGUUAGAGUUGCUGCUGAUUUUUUUGUUGCUGAUUUUUUGUUCUGUUUGUGAGUUGAUUUGCUGCUGAUUUUUUUUGUUCCGUUCUGAUUUUUUUGUUGCUGAUUUGUUUGUUCUGUUUGUGAGUUGAUUUUUGGGUUGUUUUUUGGGGUCGCCCACCUCCUGCGAUGUACCUUUGAUCUUCAUCAAUAAAGUUUUGUUUUGUUU